AUGAAUACAGACAUUUCAGAAAAUAACGAUACGAAUAUUUAUAACACUUCAACUGAAAAUGAUAAGUUAUAUUCUAUCCAUUCUACAAAGAAAAACAAAAAUUAUGAAUUACUAAAUAAUUCUGAUGAAAAGUAUAAUUAUACACCUCAUAAUAUUUUGAAAGAUUUAAAUACUGAUGCAAUAACUACAACUAACAAUGAUGAUAUGGAUACAAUAAAUUAUAAUAACAACAAUGAAAAAAUAAAAUAUGUAGUAGAAAGAGAAGAAGACAAUAUAAAUAAAACGCAUGUAGAAAUGUUGAGAAAAUUAAAAUCAAACCAAGAAAUAAAUUUAAAAAGAGGUGAAGAAAUAAACAAAAAUGUGUGUACAUUCUUAUAUGAUGAUUUUAUAUUAUCCAAAAAAAAAAAAGGGUUGAAUAAAAUUAUAAAUAAGUUAUCUCUCAAUACAUUCAACUUGUACUUCCGAAAGAAUUCAAAUUGUUAUAUUCAAGUUCCACCAGUUCUAAAUUUAUUGAGGGGAGAUAUAGAAGAUAUACUAAUUGGUCUAAAAUAUUUGUUCGAUAAUAUUGACGAGAUAAAUUUCCUCAUUUUAAAUUUUUUAAAUAAAUUAAAAAAAAAAAAAAAAAUUCAAAAGAAUAAAGUCUUAUUACAUUUGAUAGAUUUUAUAUUGAAUAAACUAUUUGAAAAUAAUUUAAAUUAUAGAUAUAAAAAGACAUGCAUUUUGGAUUUUUAUGACAAUUUGAUGUUUAAUAAAAAUACCUUCUUCGAGUCAGGAAUAAUAAAUGAUGCUAUUAAUAUAAAAGACUUAAGAUUAAUAUAUUUUUACAAACAUAAUAUUAAAAUGAAGAAGGAAAAAAAUUUUCUUGUUAAAAAAAAAAUAUAUAAUUAUGAAAGGAAUAGAGAAAAAAUUAGAUUACAAAAGAAUGAUAAGAAAAAUGAAGAUGAUAUGGAUCAUCAAUAUUAUCAUACAAAUAAUAAGAAUAACAAAUACAAUUAUUUUGCAAUAAAUCAUAGUGCUCAUAUAUUAAAUGAAAAAUAUUAUGGAAAUAAAAAAAAAAAAAAAAAAAAAUUUAUAUGUGGUGAAAUUCCAUUACCUAACAAAUAUAUAGGUGUUCAUAAAUAUUUAAAAAACAAAUCAAUAUUUGAUAAUUAUAAUUACAAUAAUUUUGUUAUUAACAAUAAGAAAGAAAUAAUCUACAACAUUGAUAAGUGUGUUAGAAAAUAUAUAAGUGAUCAAAGAAAAUGUGAUGAAAGGAAAACUAAUAUAUGUACUUGUAUUUCUAAUAUUAUAGUAAAUGUAAAUAGUGAUGCAAGAUUGCGAGAAAUUAUUAAUACAGCAAAGAAAGAAGUCAGAAAUGUAAAGAACGUUUUAAUAAAAAUAAAAAAGAUCGAACAUUUAGUCGACAAACUAAUUAAGUACGAUAAGGAAAAUAUUAUUGUAGAGGAUAAAAAUGAAGAAACAAAAGAAAAGAAAAAAUGUGAAGAAAAAAAAUCGACUAUGAGAUCUAAACAACAAUUAGGAGAAGGAAAAGAAAAUUAUUUAGAUGAAGAUAAAAAAGGAGACAAUCAAAAUAAAGAAAAUAAUGAAAAUAAUAAAAAUGAUGAAAGUGAUGAACAUAUUGAACGUGUGGAUUAUGAAAAUAUUAAAUGCAUUAAAAAAAAAAGUAAUACCGAAGAUAUAAAUAUUUACUUAGAUAUAAAUGAUGAUCAAAUAAAUAAUAGUUUAAAAAAUAAUUUAAAAGAAAAAUGUUUUGUUCAAAAGGAUAAUUACAUAAAUAGUAGGGAAAAGCAAAAAAAAGGAUUAAUCAAAAGAAAAUACAAUGAACUCACAAAGGGAGAGGAAUUAAGACACUGCAGACAUAAAAAUGAAUUAGAAAAUAAUGCAAAUGUGCCAAAAACAUUUUCACAAAUAUUUUCCUCUGAGGAAAGGGAAAAAAAAAGGAAAAGAAAAGAAAAGAGAAAAAAUGAAAGAAACAAAAAAGAUGUUGUUGAUAGGAAUGGUAAAAGCGAGGAAGAUAAUAAAAAUUAUGAAAAUAAUACAAAUGAUAAAUAUGAUAAAAAUGAAGAAGAAACAUCUUCACAAAAGGUUAGUGACGAAAGUAUAAAAACUUUUUAUUUUGAAGAAUUUGAUUUUAAUUUUGUUUUAUUGGGAAGUGUGAAAAAAGGUUCAGACAGACAUAAGUCUUUAUUGUUUAAAGUCUUGUGUGAUUCUAUUGAUAUACCAUGCAGAUAUAUCCGUUAUGUUAAAAACAAAACAGUUCAUUAUUUCAAUCUUGUAUUAAUUCCUUCUAUACCUGCCCAAAAUAUUACAGAGUGUUUAAUACCUAUUUUUUGGGAAAAUAAUAAAAUAAAAAUUAAAACAAAUUUAAAUAUUCAAUCAAAAAUAACAAUAUCUAAUUUUUUGAAUAACAUAAAAAUUAAAUUUAAUUUUCUUGAUAAUUUCUUCCUAAAGAUAUGGGAAAAUAAUAAUGAAAUAAUAAAUAUAGAAGAUUAUUUCAUAUUUGAAAAAAAAUUAGGAAUGGGAGGAUUUGGUGAAGUGUGGAAGGUAAAACUAAAAAAUGAAACAAAUUUACAUAAUUCGUUUUUUUAUUCUGAUAUCAAGAAUACUUCCACUUUUGCUCUGAAAAUAUUGGACAUGAAUGAAUUUAAUUUGAAUGAAUCUAUCAUUAUGAGAGAAAAGGCUCAUACAAAUAUCAUCAAAAUUUAUUGUGUUUUUAAAGGAUAUCAAAUAUUAAUUAAUAGACAGAAGGAAAACGAAAAGAAAGAAUCCCUUUGCUUUCUUCUCGAAUUAGCUGAUACGUCUUUAGAAAAAUUAUUUUGUGACAAAAGGACAGUAUACAAUUUAAAUUUUGUGAGACUCACACUUUUGGAGAUAGCCAACAUAAUGUCCUAUAUCCAUAAGCCAAAUAUUAAACAAGAGUUUUAUAUAUAUCGUGACUUGAAACCAGAUAAUGUAUUAAUAAAGGGUAAGAAGAUAUUAAUAACCGAUUUUAAUUUAUCAAGAAAAGUCGAUCAAGAUUUUGAAUUUUUAAUGAGUCAAUGUUGUGGAACAAAAGGUCAUUUAGCACCUGAACAAAAAAGUGUAUGCUAUGAUAAAAAUGUGGACGUUUGGGCUUUCUCUAUUAUUAUAUCUAAAUUUUUAAAACACCAAAAUUUUCAUUACUUUUCUCAUUGUAUGUAUGAUAUCAAUUUGAGUCAUUUUGAAAUUCAAGAUGAAUUUUUAAUAAAUUUGUUACUAGCUUGCAUUGAUGACAACCCUUUCAUGAGACCAACGUUUGAGGAAAUAUCUCACUUACUCUUCAACGAAAUUAUAAGAAACGAAUUGGAACAAAAUACCCGCUUAAAAAUGAUGAAUAUUUUUAAUUAUAAAAAGAAAAGAAAAGAAAUAGAAUGA
This is a messenger RNA of Plasmodium adleri (nom. inval.), 3393 nucleotides long. RefSeq names its product protein kinase, putative. The transcript is spliced from 15 exons. The record is from RefSeq and is a predicted model, not a curated record. NCBI's taxonomy places the organism in Eukaryota, Apicomplexa, Aconoidasida, Haemosporida, Plasmodiidae. Gene Ontology annotation, biological process: mitotic DNA damage checkpoint signaling; protein phosphorylation. The coding region runs from base 1 to 3393 and encodes 1130 amino acids. Gene Ontology annotation, cellular component: cytoplasm; nucleus. Gene Ontology annotation, molecular function: protein serine/threonine kinase activity; ATP binding.